AUGGCCGCUCCAAACGUGUCAAUCGAUGGGCCCGCGGCUCCUAUCGGAGACAUGGACAUCGAUAUGGACCUUGACUUGGGACCUGAGCCCGAGCCCGAACCCGAGCCAAUUCAGAUGGCACCGGCCCCCAACGUGGAAACCACCAUCGAUCCGCUCGACGAAGAGGCGGUCUACGAGAAGGUGCAUGUUCGCGGCGUUGAUGAAAUGACUACGGAAAAUAUCAAACAAUUCGCCUGCAGUCACUUCACUGAAGAGCCAGUGCGCGUUGAAUGGAUCGACGACACCUCCGCCAAUCUCAUCUACUCCUCCGCCGAGGCCGGCAUCCAAGCUCUCGCGGCUCUUACCCAGGUCAACGAGGAAGAAGAUGCGUCAUCUCUGCCUGCACUGCGCCUGCGCACCGCGAAACCUCUUUCCUCCCAUCCCGACUCCGUCCUCCAAGUCCGGUCGGCCGUCAAGACCGACCGCAAACAAGCCCGCUCUUAUGAGAAGAGUCGCUUCUACCUGAUGCACCCGGAACAUGACCCCCGAGAACGUCUGCGACAAGAAUUCGCAGAUCGGAGACGCGGCGACGACGACGAUGGUUACAGGCGACGCCGAUUCGAUGACCGGGAACACAGACGACGCCGAGACCGAGACGAGGACGACCAAUUCAAUGUCGACAUGUACGAUGAUAAUGCAGGCUCCGGUACCACUGAGCGAGGACGAGGAGAACGGAGAGGCCGUGGCCAGAGGGAAUUGUUCCCAGCAGACGAGGAACGGACAAGUGGACGCCUUCGCAAUCGCAGCGCGUCACCCGGUCGAGACACACUGGAGGAAUCAAAGCGAGCCGGCCGUGAAGACCGUGAUGACAGCAGGCGAUUCCGCGAGAGGUCGCCGCGACUUGGUCAGAACAAGGGCCGAGAGCUCUUCCCGAGCGAUAGCAAUGAGCCCGGUAAUCGAGAGCUUUUCCCCAACAAGCCCACCUCGAGUUACAUAAAAAAGGAAUUGCUGCCUAGCAAAUCCAGUCACCACCGUCGGUCAGAUGCGUUUGACGCCUCUUCUAUUCCCGGAAACUCCGAACACCGUCGCAAUAGCAACAUUGAACUCUUCCCCGGCUCGGACGAAGGCGCUCGCAUUCGUGGAUCAGCUGGUGAAGACCAAGGUUUUGCCAUCCGGGGAUUAUCGGGCGGUAUGUCGAUUAAAGGCAGGGGCGCGUCAGCCCGUGAACUCUUCCCUUCCAAGUACAGCAACAAUGCUGGCAAGGAACUGUUCGACGAGACUCUGGAGGGACGCGGUGGCCGCCGACGCCGUGCCGAGGACAUGUUCAGCUGA
Molecule: messenger RNA, 1311 nt
Organism: Penicillium antarcticum
Lineage: Eukaryota; Fungi; Ascomycota; Eurotiomycetes; Eurotiales; Aspergillaceae
Product: NCBP3 domain-containing protein
Exons: 2
Coding region: 1-1311 (436 amino acids)
Cellular component (GO): cytosol; nucleus
Molecular function (GO): RNA 7-methylguanosine cap binding; mRNA binding
Source: RefSeq, a predicted model, not a curated record